This is a messenger RNA of Meloidogyne enterolobii, 2365 nucleotides long. The record is from the annotation of a GenBank genome assembly. Lineage: Eukaryota; Metazoa; Nematoda; Chromadorea; Rhabditida; Meloidogynidae.
CUUAUUAUUUUUACUUUUUUUAGUUUUCUAAUAAUAUAUGCUUUUCGCCUUUUUUGCUUGAUUGGCUUAGAUUUAGCGUGCGCGAUUUUACAUACUAGGUAAUUAAAAGAAAAUAAAAAAAAGCGUCGUCUCAGCUAUGCUGAUCCAGGGCCGUACAUUAGCUAUAUUUUUACUUUUUAAUUUUCUUUUCCUCCUUUUAGUACAAAUUUUUACCCAUUUUAUAAAUUUUCACUACAAGUGAAAAAGAUAUUUCAGAACAAAUUAAUGCUAAUUUAGUACUUCUUUUGUGAAACAGGCUUUCUUCAUUCUAAUUAUUACAAAGUUUUUACCUAAACAUUUAUCCUCAUUUUUACACCUGUGACCUUUUUUGCACACGAAGUUUGUUUGAAUUUGAAUGAAAAAAUUACUGAAAAUAGGAAGGCCUAGAAAUUUUUUAGACCAAUGCAUUAUUAUUUUUUGUUAUACAUCAAUUAUAUUUUUGUUGUCAGUCGAUUUAUCCUAUCAACAACAAUGGUUUUAUUUAAUUCCUGGCAUGCAACAACCCCAGCAACAGCCACAACAAUUUCAGUUUGCCUAUUCCCCAGAAUUUCAACAAUUUAGACUACAACCUUUCCAACAACAAGUUAAUAAUGACAUUCCUUCAUUUCAACAAACAACAUUACCUUCCCAAUUUCAACAACAAGGAUUUCAACAAUCUCCACAACAAGAAUCCUUCAAUCAUCAUCAACAACAACCAUCUAACGGACAAACGUUUUUACAACCUCAGCUUCGACAAGAAACUAGCACAGUUUUCUACAAUAAUAAUCAACAGAAAUUAAAUAAUGCUCAAUUAAAUCAACAAUUUGUACCUCAACAAUCUUUUCCUCAAGGCACUCAUUUUCAACAACAACAUCAUCUAUUAAUGCACACUUCUUCGCCUAAUGAAUUUCAGGAACAAUUGCCUGAAUUGAUUAAACCUCCAAAUAUGAUGGGAAGCGCUUCAAGCGAGCAAAAGCAUUUACAUAGGGAGCAGCAACAGCCGGUUCAACAACAUCAAUUACUUCCUCCACCCUUAGCUCCUCCACAAUGGGCAUUACAACAAUCACAGCAGCGCUUCCAGAUACCUCAACAACAGCGUGCUCGUGUUGUGCAUAUUCAGCCUGUUCAGAUUGGUCAAAAGGAAUUUCUUAAAAUGUUACCAAACGAAUUACAAGGUGGACAACCACAACAAUUAAUUACAACAACAAGAAAAACAACAAUACCAGCAUUAAUUACAAAACAAAGAAAUAAACAACAAAGGCCAAUGAAAGUUGGAGAAACAAACAAAAAAGAAUUAAUUCAAACAAAUGUGGAAUUUGAUCUACCUCCACCACCUCCAUCUAGAUUUUUACCUGAAAGUGAAAAAGUUAGAAUUUCUGAAUUAAUUCGACAAAAUAAAUUAUUAAAAAAUAUUGCAAUACAAGAGGAAGGGAAAGAAUUAAUUACUCCAGUUACUUCAUUCCCAACAUUGGUUUAUACUAAAAAAUUACUUCCAACUUCAACAAUACCACCACCAACUAAACUUCCCAAAAAAUUGACAACACAAUCUUUUUCACAUAAAAAAGAUGCUAAUAAAGUUUUUCUUGAUUGUUGUAAAAGAAAAAGAGUCGCCAAAUCAUGUGAAAGUCGUUGUAAUUUUGAUGUUUUAAAUAAAAAAAUAUUGACAAGUAUGUUUCUUGGAAGUGAUAAAUGUCCAACAGAAUUUGGAUUAGAUUUAUUUACAUGUGCAGCACAAGAUUCUGACCACAGUUCUUGUUGUAAAUCUAAAAAUGUUCAUUCUACGGCUGCAGGAGACAAAUGUUUGGCUUUUUGUAAUUUGGCUCCAGAUGCACCAAAAAUUCAAUUAGAUGCCAGUUAUUUACCGUGUUGGGCUGUACUUAAUGAAGUUAAAUCUUGUUUUCGAGAGGGUAUAAACAAAACUUUUUAAUUUUUUAUAUAUUUUUAAAUUUAAUUUAGGCAUUUAUUUUAAUUUUAUAUCAGAUAAAAUAUUUUUUUGUUCAAAGAACUUAAAGUUUUGGUCUUUGGCCCAUUACUAAAAAUACAAUUAGGGUCAUAAAAUUGAAAAAGGAAUUUUUCCAACGAGAUGUUAAAUUUGUGUUUUUGCAGACUGCCAAACAAUGACCUUGGGGAAAACCUAAUUUUAUUUUAAGACUGCACAUUUUUGUUGGGGUUUUGGUUGGCAACUUAUUAGGUUAUUUUUGUUUAGAGGAAAAGGGAAAGAGGAAAUUCCUUUAUUUAAUUAAUUUUAUAAUAUUUAUUUUCCUCAAAACUUUUUCUUUAUCAAACAAUCUUUUAUUUAUUUUUGUAAAUCUUCAUUUUUUAGGUAAAUCUUCACCCGGAACCUCUC